AUGGACAAGAUCAAGAACGUCCUCAGCAGCAGCACCGCUGUCAAGGCCGAGAAGCCCAUCAAGCUCUACUCACACGCAGGUGGCCCCAACCCGUGGAAAGUCGCCAUCAUCCUCGAGGAGCUCAACGUGCCCUACCACAACGAGCUGCUCGACUUCAGCGUGGUGAAGCAGGAGCCCUUCAUCUCCGUGAACCCCAACGGCCGCGUGCCCGCCAUCGAGGACCCCAACACCGGCCUCACCGUGUGGGAGUCCGGCGCCAUCAUCGAGUACCUCCUCGACACGUACGACCCGACCCACAAGCUCAGCUACGCGAGCGGCAAGGAGAAGUACGACGGCAAGUGCUGGCUGCACUUCCAGACGUCCGGGCAGGGCCCGUACUUCGGCCAGCGCGUCUGGUUCUCGCUGUACCACUCGGAGAAGAACCUCACCAGCGUCCUCGACCGCUACGGCAACGAGAUCUCGCGCGUCAUCGGCGUCAUCGACUCCCACCUCAAGAAGACCGGCAAGGAGUACCUGGUGGGCGACCGGGUCACCUACGCCGACCUGGCCUUCGUCCCCUGGUUCUGGCUGAUCCUCUACCAGCCGCACGUGAUGGGCGAGGGCUUCCCGGCCGAGUGGCAGGCCAAGUUCCCGCACGCCUGGGCCUGGAACCAACGGUUGGAGGCGCGUCCGUCGGUGAUCGCGGCCCGCGACGCCCGUGCCAAGGCUAUGGGUAAAUAG
This is a messenger RNA of Dissoconium aciculare CBS 342.82, 720 nucleotides long. Its product is annotated as glutathione S-transferase. The record is from RefSeq and is a predicted model, not a curated record. NCBI's taxonomy places the organism in Eukaryota, Fungi, Ascomycota, Dothideomycetes, Mycosphaerellales, Dissoconiaceae. The transcript is spliced from 2 exons. Bases 1 to 720 code for a protein of 239 amino acids.